AUGAGCGCCCAACAUGAAAGCCACGAGUUUCGUAACCUUGGCACAGCGGAGAUCACAACACCCAAGUUGGUCGUCAUCUCCAGAUCUACCGGCGUCGAUCACGACUACCUAGAUCGCGAACAACUAGCAAGAUUAGGAAAGCGAUCGGUCCUUAAGCGAAACUUUAGUUAUCUCUCAAUCUUGGGAUUUAGCUGUGCCGUCCUCGUGACAUGGGAAGGUAUACUUAUGAGCUUGGCCCCCGGCUUGGCAAACGGGGGCCCAAGCGGUCUCUUCUAUGGCUUUAUUUUCGUUUGGGUCGGUAAUCUAAGUGUUUUCUCAACCCUCUGUGAGCUUGUUUCUAUCGCUCCUACAUCUGGCGGCCAGUACCAUUGGGUGGCAAUGUUGGCUCCUCGGUCUUGCUCCAAGUUUCUAAGCUACAUUACAGGAUGGUUGACUCUGGCCGGGUGGCAGGGCACCUGCGCUGCAUCUGGCUACCUUACUGGGACCAUGUUGCAGGGUCUUAUCAAGUUUAUGGUACCUUCAUAUGUCGGUCAAACGUGGCAGGGGACGUUAAUUGCGUGGCUACUCAUCCUUAUCGCUAUCUUCGUCAACACUGCUAUCAGCUCUCUGCUCCCCAAGCUCUAG
Fusarium sp. VM40 is the source of this 624-nucleotide messenger RNA. Lineage: Eukaryota; Fungi; Ascomycota; Sordariomycetes; Hypocreales; Nectriaceae. The record is from the annotation of a GenBank genome assembly.